Messenger RNA from Naumovozyma dairenensis CBS 421, 786 nucleotides. RefSeq names its product NAD(P)H-dependent oxidoreductase. The transcript has a single exon. The record is from RefSeq and is a predicted model, not a curated record. Bases 1 to 786 code for a protein of 261 amino acids. Gene Ontology annotation, molecular function: NAD(P)H dehydrogenase (quinone) activity. NCBI's taxonomy places the organism in Eukaryota, Fungi, Ascomycota, Saccharomycetes, Saccharomycetales, Saccharomycetaceae. Gene Ontology annotation, cellular component: cytosol.
AUGACAACUUCCAACACUAUCAAAAAAGUUUUAAUCGUCUUUGGUCAUCCAGAACGUAAAUCGUUCAAUGGAUCUCUAUUAGACGCUACUGUCAAGAAUUUAGAAUCUCAAGGCCUUGAAGUCAAAGUCUCAGAUCUGUACAGAAUGAAUUGGAAAUCAGAAGUCACAGAAGACGACUUCCCCGAAACUCAUGAAAAAGGAACAAGAUUAGAGGUUGCGCCAGAAUCCUUAGCUGCUUUCCAAAAUCACAAGUUGACACCAGAUGUCGUUGCUGAACAAGAAAAAUUGGAAUGGGCGGAUUUAGUCAUCCUCCAAUUCCCAUUAUGGUGGACUGGUUUUCCUGCUAUCUUGAAAGGUUGGGUAGACAGAGUUUUUAGUGCUGGAUUAGCAUACUACCGUCCUGAAAGAUUUGGUGAUGGUGCCUUUGCUGGUAAGAAGGCAAUGCUAAUGGUUUCUACUGGUGGGGCCGAAAGUCAUUAUUCUGCGACCGGUAUACAUGGUCCAAUUAAUGAUCUUUUAUUCCCUAUUCAACAUGGAAUGUUAUUUUACACUGGGAUGACUAUCUUACCACCAUUCGUUACAUAUUCAGCUUACAAUAUAACUGAUGAUAAGUUCAAUUCUAUUUUGGAAGAUUUGUAUAAUCAUUUCAAAGAUAUUGACUCUUUGAAACCAAUCGCAUACAGAAAGCAAGCUGAGGAUUAUGAUCCAAAAACAAAGGAAUUGAAGCAAGAGAUCGUCGAUGCAAGCAAUGAAAAGGGAUUCUCUUUACAUAUUCGCAAGGAUUAG